AUGACCAGGACAUUAGAUUGCGUUUACGGGAGGCCAAAGGGUCCACUGCCCGAUGACAUUGCAUCCACCAGACGCCUGUUGGGCAUGACCGACGAGUCGAUACGCCGAGAUAUCUGCGAGCUCACUCAGUGGCUUCGCGACCAACCUAACCUGCCGAACACUUUGGAUGGAGUGGAAUUGGACUGGUGGAUGGAGAAUUACCUGGUUAUGAACAAGAAUGAAGUUGAAAGAGUUAAAGACAACUUGCCAGUGUACUUUCAACUAAAAACUAUCUUGCCGGAAGUAAUGACCAACCGAGAUCCAAAAACGAAUAAGGAGAUGAUAAAAGGAUACGACACGACACUUUUGGGUUUGGUACCCACGGUAAUGGACGGUGGCCGAAAACUAGCAGUGUAUAUGCAUCGCGAAGAUACGCCUACAUCAGAUUACAGCCCAGCUGGUAUAGCCAUGCACUUGACAUGUUUGGCCGACCUUUAUCUCGCCCAAGGAAUAGAUCACACAAAACUCGUGCUCGUUGUCGACAUGAGGACGGUGCGGUUAGGUCAUCUGGCCAGAUAUCCAUUAGGGCUGUUACGCCGUUUUUUCUUAUACGCCUGGAAAGCUUAUCCAGAACGCGUGGCUCAGAUCCACAUAAUAAAUCCACCAGCCAUAUUGAGUGUAAUAAUGGCGAUGUUUAAACCUCUCCUUAAGGCGAAAAUUCGAAAGAGAAUGAUUGUACAUCGUCAUUUUGAAACAUUCUUGGAGCACGUGCCAUUAAAAUAUAUGCCUAAGGACUACGGAGGCGAAUCACCGUCAUUGAUCGAGCUUCAUGAGGCUUGGCGUCAAAAAAUUAUCGACCAUCAACCAUACUUAAAAAAUUGCUCGGCUAAACAUAGAGUGGUGGACCAAAAAGCAAAUGUUGAAGCUUCUGAAAAUAAUAUGUCGUCGUAA
Macrosiphum euphorbiae (potato aphid) is the source of this 930-nucleotide messenger RNA. The record is from the annotation of a GenBank genome assembly. NCBI's taxonomy places the organism in Eukaryota, Metazoa, Arthropoda, Insecta, Hemiptera, Aphididae.